GUCAGCCAGACAGGACAGCUGAAUCGCAACUUCUAACGCAGACUCAUACAGAGUCUUUGAUUUCUGAGUGAAUUAACUUAAGAAAGCGCAUCGACAAAACGCUUUACCAUCAACGUGUACCGAGGGCAACUCUGGACCGGUUCGCGGCGCAUCUUUGUCUUCUUUGCCAGCCAAGGUGCCCUGGAUGAAACAUCAUCCUAAGGUGACGUCCCGGGUCCAACAGGGGGUCCGAUUUUCGCUCAGCAGAUGGCGGAAAUGCACCUACAAGCUAGGUGCCACCCGCCAUUAAAGAACAGAAGAAGAAGAAGAAGCCCCCCUACCCCAGAACUGGAAUGGUUCAGUCCGGAACUCAAACCAAAUUACUGCGGGAAGCUGACUUUGCUCGCGCGGCAGAAAUCAACAGGACGAGCGCAAUGAGCGCCAGAAAGAGAAGAGCCCAAGUCCGCCCCGGCCCGCAGGAGCAGAACCAGGUAGGAAGAUGUAGAACCGAUAAAACAGCGACUAGACGCUUAAACGGCUCUGGUGUUCAGGUGGGUUCUCCUGACCGGUCUGCCAUCGACACAGCCAUCUUCAUGGAGGGGCUGCGGUGCAACCACUGUAAACCACUGCACAGCACAGCCAUGGAGGAGGAGUUGGACCUCCCAGAGACAGGUGGAGCCGCUGAGGAGAUGGAGCAGGGGGGCACCAGGACGAGGAGAAAAACCAGACCAGCUGAGAUUCUGCAGCAGGAGGACGAGGAGAGAGAAGCUGGAUCAGAAACCGUCUUUCAGGAGGAGCAUGAAUCUGGUGGAGUCCAGCAUUGCCACAGAGGGCUUCUGACCUCUGAUGAGGAAGAGGGCGAAGAAGACAUCUGGGUACCAAACGCAAAGAAGACUAGAGUGCUGGGACUUGGUGGGCCUGUAAAGUCCUCCUAUAGAGGCUCAACGUCUAGAAAGCCAGGCAGAGCACCAGCUGGAGAUGAAGCCAGCAGGCACAGACAGAAGACCAGGCCCUUGGCACGGAAAGGAACCCAUUUUCAGGUGGUUCUAGAUGCCUUCCUGGGUUUCUGUGACCAGUACAGUGAGACUGUGGAGUCUGCAGCAGUCAAACAGUCCGUCCGCUGUUUCUCCGAUAACGUCCGAGAGCAUCUCCUGGAACAGAUCUCUAACUUUGAGAAGGUUCAGGCGAGAAAAAGAAAGAACACCAAGGUGGGGUCACUGAUUCACACAAAGACACAGAGGCUGUUGGAAGUAAAACAGGAGCUGAUGAGGGCAGAGAGGCAGCUGUGGCUGCUCCAGAAGGAGGAGACUGGACUCCAACAGAGACUAGCUGACCUGAAGCAAGGCCAGGCCUUCCUCCAGAACAUCAGAAGACUUCACUCGCUCUACCUGGAGCGCCGCGCUGACAAAGAGACGGUAAAGUAUGGAGCCUCCAGCUUAGCAGCUCUGCUGUUGGAGACGAGUCUGGCUCAGGAGGCAGGUCAUCAGCCAUGAAGAUGAGAAGGCGGAGCUGCUCCAAGCACAGCUCCGUAUGUGGUGUCGUGUUCAGCAUAUGGGGGGGAGAUGUUCCUGUUACUUAUAAACCUUUUAUAACAAAUAAAAAGGAUUUUGUUCAACCCUACAA
Nothobranchius furzeri (turquoise killifish) is the source of this 1602-nucleotide messenger RNA. The record is from RefSeq and is a predicted model, not a curated record. Lineage: Eukaryota; Metazoa; Chordata; Actinopteri; Cyprinodontiformes; Nothobranchiidae.